AAAGGGGGAUCGAGAGAGGAAGAGACGUCGAAGAAGUAGAAGAAGCAGAAGCAAAAGGAGAAGUAGUAGUUGUGGAACGGGUGAAACUGCUUUUGGCAGCCAAUUCAAAAUGGCAAUCAAGAAGACCUAUUCAAGCUGUAUCCCAUUUUGGAGUGUGUUAUUGUUUGUCACGUUAGCAUCAGAUCGGGGAAAUGCCAAUGAAGGCAGUGAUUUAGAUAACCCAUUGGAACUCGGAGACAUCAUGCCGCAGAACAGAAAACUCUAUGACAAGAUGCGUCCCCCAAAAUAUAAAGGCAAUGCCACGGAAGUCAACUUUCAUGUGACGGUCAUGAGCUUGGACACGAUUGACGAAAGCUCCAUGACCUACACUUGCGACGUAUUUUUCGCUCAAAGUUGGAAGGAUAACCGUCUGAGACUGCCUGAUAACAUGACGUCCGAGUAUCGACUCUUGCCUAUCGAAUGGCUCACCGAGAUCUGGAGGCCCGAUUCGUUCUUCAAGAAUGCUAAAAGUGUCACCUUCCAGACCAUGACCAUCCCCAAUCACUACAUCUGGUUGUGGAAAGAUAAAACCAUUUUGUACAUGGUCAAGCUAACGCUGGUCCUAUCAUGUCCCAUGCAUUUCAAUAAUUAUCCUCACGACACCCAGACGUGCAAUUUGGAGAUAGAGAGCAUUUCACACACCACAGACGACCUCAUAUUCAUUUGGGAUCCUCAAAUUCCACUCGACGUGGAUAAAGGCAUUGAAUUGCCCCAGCUGGAGCUAAUUUCUACCAAAAAUGAUGACUGCACUACGGAAUAUUCCACAGGCAAGUUCACUUGUUUGGAAGUGGUGUUCAUGUUCAAGCGUCGGUUGGGCUAUUACCUGUUCCACACCUAUGUUCCCACGUGCUUGAUCGUGAUCAUGUCGUGGAUCUCGUUCUGGAUCAAGCCUGAAGCGGUUCCAGCUCGUGUUACUCUGGGCGUGACGAGCCUUCUGACCCUUUCCACUCAACACGCCAACAGCCAAAAAUCUCUUCCUCCAGUUUCAUACAUCAAAGCCAUUGAUGUUUUCAUGUCCGGAUGCACAGUGUUCGUGUUCUUAUCGCUAAUGGAGUAUGCCUUGGUGAAUAUUGUGAUGGGAGAUAUAGCCGAUAUAGAGAAGAAGAAAUCCAUGGGCAUCAGCAACCUCAUUUUGGGAACACGGGGCAUCCAGCUACCCAAGCGAGACCGAGAAUUCCCUUGCGACGCCGAUGGCAAUGUUCAGUUAUCCAUGGUCAAUGAUCAUCAACCUGAUCGGCGAUCGGAAAGGAAAUAUGGAGAUGGCUUCCUCAAGGAAGGCGAUCCGUUGGAAAACAACUAUGAUGUGACCUCGCAUCUCCUGUCCUCCCAAGAGUGCGUUCAUUCGCGCUCACGCUCUCGUUCCGGUGAUAUGAUCUACGAAAUCCCCAAAGAGCGGCAUCACAUGUCCACCAAGCAAAUGGAGUCCGAGCUCGGCGUUAACGGAGAUUCAACCUCUCAUCACCAUCAUCCGAGUCGUCUGCUCCACCCCGCCGAACUUGGGCGUUACCCGUCGUCUGUCGGUGGUCCGAUGACUCAGGCAUCUAAUCUGCCACCCCCUCCUCCUCCCCCGCCCAUUAACAAUCACUUGGCCACCGUGUCGAGUAAUGUCCUCAGUCAGCAAGGAAUCAAAAGCCUCGUCCACGACGUUCAAAUGAAGAGGCAAAAAGAGAUUCGCGAUAUGAUGAAGAAAAAACGCGAAAAAGCCGUUUUGGUGGAUCGGAUCUCGCGGUGGUUGUUCCCUACCAGCUUCAUCCUUCUCAACAUUGUGUAUUGGGCUCUUUUUGGGGAUCAUGACUUGUGGUGAUGAAAUAGUCGUCGUCGUCGUUGUUGUUGUUGUUGAUGUACUAACAAGCAACUGGGUUUAGGAUCGAUCAUUUUGAAAUGUGAAGGAAAACGUCUACGGGAUCAAUUAUGCUGGAGGAGUUGAAUUUGAUAACAAAAAUAGCUUGCAUUUGGUCCGUCAUCAAGGCUGUAAAAGCUCUGGUAUCAGCUGCUUUUUCGAGUCCAGCCAACCAACCAUCAAGAUAAUGAAAUUUGGGUUCUUUUUUUUUACCAAAAUGGCGAGACAGAAAGAAGCAGGCAGGUUGGCAUGCGAAUUAGUCGACUUGAGAACCCGACCACUGAUCGGAUAUGAACCCUCAAGAUUGCAAGUCAAAGGAUACCAAGGUGAUUUUUUUGAAAGAAAACAAGAGAUUAUUAGAGCCAAUACUUGCAAGUGCGCGUAUUCUUCUUGCGAUGGUUCGAACGAUCAAUUCGUUUCGACCCUUUCCAUUUGCAAAUAAGAGCUUGAGAGCCGAUUGACCUCAAAACUGUGAUGGGCAGCAUGUUAGUUUCUUUUUCAAGUGUCUCUUUCAAGACAUUUAAAGAUGACAUUGACGUCUGGGUAUUCCUUUAGUGGCACGUUGGAAAUAUUUUUGUUAUCAAAUCAAAACCUCCGGUUGGAUUAUAUCCAAACGAACAAACGUAUGAAACCAAUUUAAUGAAAAAAAAACAAGGAGAGGACAAAUUUGACUAUUGAAAACAAAGCCUGUGGUUGUAUAUUUUUUCUAAUAAAACUUACUUUGAGUCCACAUGA
This is a messenger RNA of Tigriopus californicus, 2614 nucleotides long. Its product is annotated as glycine receptor subunit alpha-4-like. Gene Ontology annotation, cellular component: neuron projection; membrane; synapse. The transcript is spliced from 9 exons. NCBI's taxonomy places the organism in Eukaryota, Metazoa, Arthropoda, Copepoda, Harpacticoida, Harpacticidae. The record is from RefSeq and is a predicted model, not a curated record. Gene Ontology annotation, biological process: chemical synaptic transmission; signal transduction; regulation of membrane potential. Gene Ontology annotation, molecular function: transmembrane signaling receptor activity; chloride channel activity; extracellular ligand-gated monoatomic ion channel activity. The coding region runs from base 110 to 1843 and encodes 577 amino acids.